Messenger RNA from Macrosiphum euphorbiae (potato aphid), 684 nucleotides. Lineage: Eukaryota; Metazoa; Arthropoda; Insecta; Hemiptera; Aphididae. The record is from the annotation of a GenBank genome assembly.
AUGCCACAUACUGGUCAAGCUGGCGUUAACCAAUUAGGUGGUGUAUUUGUCAACGGUCGACCAUUGCCCGACUAUGUUAGAAGGCGUAUAGUACAGCUAGCUCUGUUAGGUGUCCGCCCAUGUGAUAUAUCUCGACAACUUCUGGUUUCACAUGGAUGCGUGUCGAAAAUCCUCACUAGAUUUUACGAAACUGGCUCCAUACGGCCGGGUUCAAUCGGUGGUGCUGGAUUACAAAAAAAUAAGACAACACAAGGUCAUUUUUCAAAGAAAAGUACCAGAUGCUGCAAACAAGAAGUAUCAAACAGAAUGACCGGAUCUCUAAAUGCACCUUCUCCGAUACGCAACCUACCUUGGAUACAUCCUUUAGACUUGUACUACGAACGAAUCCACCAGCACAUUCACGAAAACGGACCGGCGAGCGUCGCCGGCGGUCCGUCAAACGGCCAACCAGCGAUGCCUGGCCCGAAGAAGCCGCACACACCUUACACCAUCGAAGAGAUAUUGAAACCCACUGCUCCUCGACCGCGGCCACCAUCCCCGUGUGGAUUACUCGUGGAUGGAGUGUGCACGUGUGGUCUCACUGCAAGUAACGUUGUGUCAGCGGCGUUUUACGUCGAUGUGCAGCAGCAGCAGCAGCAGCAGCAUCAGCAAUUUAUGUGCAGUCAGCCGCUGCACCGUUAUUGA